Molecule: messenger RNA, 916 nt
Organism: Lactuca saligna
Lineage: Eukaryota; Viridiplantae; Streptophyta; Magnoliopsida; Asterales; Asteraceae
Source: the annotation of a GenBank genome assembly
AUGGGAGGAGGUAGAUCCGACUUUAGGAUCUUCAAAUCGAAGGGGAACAGAUCCGAAGAGAAGAUGACGAAUCUUCAUGUCGAUUUUCAAAUCUGGAAGUCGCCGUUGGUAAUGUUUAAAGAUCAGUGGAGAGUUUUCGGCCGGGGAUCGGCGAUGGUAGAGAUGACAAUUCUUUACACGCUGGUGGCGAGAGGAUCUGUUCUGUUGGCGGAAUUCAGUGGUACGUCGACCAACGCGAGCACCAUCGCCAGACAAAUUCUCGAGAAAAUCCCCGGAAACAAUGAUAUGAAUGUUUCGUAUUCGCAAGAUCGGUAUAUUUUUCACGUUAAACGGACUGAUGGCCUCACUAUUCUCUGUAUGGCCGAUGAUGAUGCCGGAAGACGAAUUCCUUUUACAUUUCUUGAAGAGAUUCAUCAGAGAUUCGUUAGAACAUAUGGUCGAGCAGUUCUAACAGCCCAAGCUUAUGAAAUGAAUGAUGAGUUUUCUAGGGUUUUGAGCCAACAAAUGGAGUAUUACUCCAGUGAUCCCAAUGCAGACAGGAUAAACCGUUUAAAAGGUGAAAUGAGUCAGGUAAGAAGUGUAAUGAUUCAAAAUAUUGACAAAGUUCUUGAGAGGGGUGAUCGAUUGGAAACACUUGUUGAUAAAACUGCAAAUAUGCAAACGAAUACUUUUCGAUUCAGAAAGCAGUCUAGAAGAUUCAGGAAUACAAUGUGGUGGAAAAAUGUCAAACUUAUGGUUGCUAUGGUAAUUCUUCUCCUGGUGAUAGUGUACAUUGUUCUGGCAUUUGUUUGCAAGGGGUUUGCACUUCCAGCUUGUCUAUGAUGAAAACCGGAAACAAAUGGGAAAUUUGGUUUAUUAGGGUUUUUGAAUUCGAAGCCUUCGAAAAAAAAUUCUUGCAUUUUUUUGACAUUCUUUU